This is a messenger RNA of Penicillium diatomitis, 726 nucleotides long. RefSeq lists its product as uncharacterized. The transcript has 4 exons. NCBI's taxonomy places the organism in Eukaryota, Fungi, Ascomycota, Eurotiomycetes, Eurotiales, Aspergillaceae. Gene Ontology annotation, molecular function: acyltransferase activity, transferring groups other than amino-acyl groups. The coding region runs from base 1 to 726 and encodes 241 amino acids. The record is from RefSeq and is a predicted model, not a curated record.
AUGGCUUCAGACACCAGAGUAACCCUCAUUCCAUGGGAUCCGCAAUCCCCGAGUCAUCGGGCAUGGCUCCUUCAACAGCGAGAUGAGUGCGGCUGGGAUCGGGAAAAGGUCAAUGGUGUGUGGAUUGAUUAUCAGACUCAAGGUAUUAAAAGUAUCUUUUGGAUUGUCCUACCUGAAGACAAGCAGGACAGUGCCUAUGACGAGACGCAGCAAAGCUUUGAAGAAGAUCAGCAAUCAUCCGAUACACAACCCUUGUUUCUCCGAGACACAGCCCAGUCUCUGAAAGGCGUGUCUCGCCAACCAACACACGUCAAAUUCCAACCCGUUGGCCACAUCUCGCUUGAUUCCGACAACCCCGGAGUCGAACGAGUAGGCGUGACCAGCUCCGCACCGGGGAUGUUUUGGAUCAAGACGUUCUUCGUCUCCAAAACGGUUCAGAGCCGAGGCGUUGGUCGCGCGGCCAUGGAAGAGCUCGAGUUGAUGGCGACUAGUGCUCCGCUCUCAGCGCGUGUUCUGGUGCUGGAUGUUGUGCUCGGCGAAGAUCAGAUGAGAGAGGACUUUGCGCUUGCGACGUAUGGUACUCUCCCAAAGUUUUCUACGGAGCAGUGGUAUCUUCGUAGAGGGUAUAGCCCCUUCCAGACAGCGCAGAACUUUUAUGAUGUGGUGGAUCGAAGUGGCAAGCGUUGGGAUAUGAGGACAGUCUUUAUGAAGAAGGAGAUUCAAUAA